AUGGUUAACCCCACCGUGUUCUUCGACAUUGCUGUCAACAGCGAGCCCUUGGGCCAUGUCUCCUUCAAGCUAUUUGCAGACAAGGUUCCAAAGACAGCAGAAAACUUUCGUGCUCUGAGCACUGGAGAGAAAGAUGGUUAUAAGGGUUCCUGCUUUCACAGAAUUAUUCCAGGGUUUAUGUGUCAGGGUGGUGACUUCACACACCAUAAUGGCACUAGCAGCAAGUCCAUCUACGGGGAGAAAUUUGAUGAUGAGAACUUCAUCCUAAAGCAUACAGGUCCUGGCAUCUUGUCCAUGGCAAAUGCUGGACCCAACACAAACAGUUCCCAGUUUUUCAUCUGCACUGCCAAGACUGAGUGGUUGGAUGGCAAGCAUGUGGUCUUUGGCAAGGCGAAAGAAGGCAUGAAUAUUGUGGAGGCCAUAGAGCACUUUGGGUCCAGGAAUGGCAAGACCAGCAAGAAGAUCACCACUGCUGACUGUGGACAACUCUUAAUAAGUUUGACUUGUGUUUUAUCUUAGCCACCAGACCAUUCCUUCUGUAGCUCAGGAGAGCACCCCUCCACCCCAUUUGCUCGCAGUAUCCUAGAAUCUUUGUGCUCUUGCUGCAGUUCCCUUUGGGCUCCAUGUUUUCUCUGUUCCCUUCCAUGACUAGCUGGAUUGCAGAGUUAAGUUUAUGAUUAAGAAAUAAACACUAAAUAACAAAAAUAAAUAAAUAAAACAUAAAAAAUAAAUAAAAACAAAGUACAGCCCUACCGUGGAGAUACAAGCUGCCCCACUGCUAGAAAAUCAAGAAGAGAUUUCUGAAAUCAAGGUCUUUGUCUACAAUUCAACAAACAUUUACCGAAUUUCUGUUUUGUCCUUAGACACUCUGCUAGACAAGGGAUCAGCAAACUGAGGCCCUCAGGCCAAAUCUAGCCCAAACACCUUGUUUUUGUAAACAAAGUUUUAUUAGACACAGCUACACAUGUCCAUUUAAAUAUUAUCUAUGGCUGUUUUCCUGCUACAACUUGCGGUAUAGCCCAUCAAGCCUAAAAUAUUUACUGUCUGGCCCUCCACAGAAAAUGUUUGCUCAUCUCUAUGCUACACUCUAGAAAGAUGCAGAAAUGUAUCUUGAUCUAGGUGGUGGUUACAUAGAUAAACACGUUGGUAAAAAUUCAUCAAGCAUUUAAUUCAUUUUAUUGUAUGUAUGCCAUAACUCAAUACUUCUUUUAAUGAAAUGAAGAGUAAUCAGCCCCUGCCUUCUGGCAAUUUAAAAUCUGGUAGGAGGAUAUCAAAGUAAAUAAUUAAAAUACAAUAGUGAGCCUGCACAGUGGCUCACACCUGUAAUCCUAGCACUUUGGGUGGCAGAGGUGAGCAGAUCGCCUGAAGUCAGGAGUUUGAGACCAGCCUGGCCAACAUGUCGAAACCCUGUCUCCACUAAAAAUACAAAAAUUAGCCGGAUAUGGUGGCAUGUGCCUGUAGUAGUCCCAGUUACUGGGGAGGCUGAGGCAGGAGAAUCACUUGAACCCAGGAGGCAGAGGUUGCAGUGAGCCGAGAUCGUGCCACUGCAUUCCAGCCUGGGCAACAGAGCGAGACUC
Messenger RNA from Pan troglodytes (chimpanzee), 1577 nucleotides. RefSeq names its product peptidyl-prolyl cis-trans isomerase A. Gene Ontology annotation, cellular component: cytoplasm. Gene Ontology annotation, biological process: protein peptidyl-prolyl isomerization; protein folding. NCBI's taxonomy places the organism in Eukaryota, Metazoa, Chordata, Mammalia, Primates, Hominidae. Gene Ontology annotation, molecular function: peptidyl-prolyl cis-trans isomerase activity; cyclosporin A binding. The record is from RefSeq and is a predicted model, not a curated record.